UUUCGAACCCGGAAGUGCAGCCCUUGUUGACGUUCCAUGCAGUAGUAUCCUGAAGUAGCACUAGAACCUUGUACUAGAGCUAAGCAAGCCAAAUUGCUUUGUUUGCGGUGUUUAAUGAGAUGACAGUAGGAAUUCAACUAAAUGUCUGGUCUCACUGUUUCACGCUAGCUUCUAGUAGUGGUAGUUAACAGUACAGCUAACGACGAAAGCUUUUAAGCAGUACGCGAACCAUGGAUGAUCUCAAUUAACGUAUUCGAAAUUUAAGCAGUGACUACAGCUCAGCUAUCUUUCUAUUUGGAGUCACACAUUUUAACAAAGAUGUCAGUGGAGCUAGAUGUGUUUGUGGGUAACACCACCAUAAUGGAUGAGGAAGUCUAUCAGCUUUGGCUUGAUGGAUACACAGUGAACGAUGCUGUAAAGGUGCGAAUGGAGGGAGGGGUAUUGGAAGAGUGUGAGGCAAGUGCUGAUGUUCUGCUAAGUGACACCAUGGACCAGUACAGAACCUUCCAGAUGUGUGAACGUCUGCUCUACAGUCCCUCUAAACUGGGCAAUCAGCUGCUGUUCCAGAUCCCACCCCAUCGCCAGGCCAUGCUCAUAGAGAGAUACUACACGUUUGAUGGUGUGUUUGUGAGGGAGGUCCUGGGUAAGAAACUCUCCAAAGGAACCAAGAAAGACCUGGAUGAUGUCAGUGCUAAAACGGGAAUCACACUGAAAAGCUGCAGAAGACAGUUUGACAACUUCAAACGUGUUUUCAAAGUUGUGGAAGAGCUCAAGGGACCCCUGGUGGAGAACAUUCGCCAGCAUUUUCUUCUCUCAGAUAAACUGGGCAGGGAUUAUGCCGCCAUUGUCUUCUUUGCCAACAAUCGUUUUGAAACGGGGAAGAGGAAGCUGCAGUAUUUGACAUUCCAGGACUUUGCCUUCUGUGCCGGGCAGCUCAUCAACAAGUGGACGGUGGGAGCUGUAGAUAACAUGGUGGAAGAUAUGGAUGUAGAUCUGGAUAAGGAAUUCUUACAAGAGCUGAAGGAACUGAAGAUUCUAAUCACUGACAAGGAUCUACUGGACCAACACAAAAGCCUGGUGUGCACGGCUCUCCGGGGGAAGACUAAAGCUUUUAACGAGAUGGAAGCCAACUUCAAGAAUCUCUCUAGAGGCCUUGUCAACAUCGCUGCCAAGUUAACCAACACAAAAGAUGUCCGAGAUUUCUUCAUUGAUCUUGUCGAAAAGUUCAUUGAGCCUUGUCGGUCAGACAAAUGGACAUCAGCAGAUACCAGGCUUUACCUCACUCACUACACCAACUCUGCCCACAUACUGGACACAUUCAAACACCAGAGUGUGUGGGACAGAUACAUGGGAGUGAUAAAAAGCUGCAUCCUCAAGAUGUACCACGACUGACCCCUGUCCGCUCCUCCACCUGGCGCCUUCUCUUCUUCCUACUGUCUUUGUUAAAAUCGUUGUUCCAAGUGUUUUAUUACUAUUCCUACUAUUAUCUCUUACCCUCACGAUACUUGCUGUGUCUUGUAUAACACCAUGAAUUGUAAAUAAAGCCAAAUCAUUUCCUAUU
This is a messenger RNA of Osmerus eperlanus (European smelt), 1561 nucleotides long. It is a transcript of the gene fibpa, whose product is annotated as fibroblast growth factor (acidic) intracellular binding protein a. Gene Ontology annotation, biological process: platelet aggregation. Gene Ontology annotation, cellular component: nucleus. The record is from RefSeq and is a predicted model, not a curated record. Bases 319 to 1392 code for a protein of 357 amino acids. Gene Ontology annotation, molecular function: fibroblast growth factor binding. Lineage: Eukaryota; Metazoa; Chordata; Actinopteri; Osmeriformes; Osmeridae. The transcript is spliced from 11 exons.